Messenger RNA from Archocentrus centrarchus (flier cichlid), 1756 nucleotides. RefSeq names its product ankyrin repeat and SOCS box containing 16 (gene asb16). Bases 140 to 1534 code for a protein of 464 amino acids. Gene Ontology annotation, biological process: intracellular signal transduction; positive regulation of protein catabolic process; protein ubiquitination. Gene Ontology annotation, molecular function: protein binding. The transcript is spliced from 7 exons. The record is from RefSeq and is a predicted model, not a curated record. Lineage: Eukaryota; Metazoa; Chordata; Actinopteri; Cichliformes; Cichlidae.
CACAACGGAAGAGCAUUUAAUUUGUAAAUCUCUUCAUAAUAGUUCAUUUUCAAAGGAAAAUGAGAUUUAUUCCAAUUGUAAAAGUGUUUAUUUGACCUCUGCUUGAACGUGAUUCACAGCUGUUCCAGUAAAGGGCCCCAUGUCAAAGAACACAUUUCCAUUCACUUCUACCUCACUGCGCUCUCUGAGACUGGAGCAAGAGUUUCAAGAGUGGGACGAUGCACGGCGAGCACUGGCUCACAGGAGAGCCAUGACUAGAGCGCCACUGCCUCGGCCCCCCAGGCCUCCUCCCCGUCAGCAGCGGCUCCAAGAGGUCAGGGCCCCUCCGCCCCAGAUCCGAUGCAGAGACACGGCUGUCCACAACACCUUCAUGUGUGGGGACAUGAAAGGAGUGUAUGCGGUGCUGAAGGACCCUGGUAUGGUCAAUGCCCUGAUGGAGACAGUGCAUGAGGAGAUGGUGUGGGCUCCAGAGAUGGGCAUGUGGACUAUGAGCUCUACGGUGAAACAAACCUCAGCCUUACGUCUGGCUGCCAGCAGAGGACACACAGCAUGUGUGGAGGAGCUGCUGUUUCGUGGGGCGGAGGUGAACGCUGACCCGGGAGGCAACACCGCCCUCCAUGAUGCGUGUAUAGGAGGCCAUUCUAUUUGUGUCCAGCUGCUGCUUUCUCAUGGAGCAGAUCCUGAUCUGUUGGCUGCAGAUGGCAGCGCCCCGCUUCACCUCUGUACCUCUGCCCAGUCAUUCCAGUGUGCCGAGCUGCUUUUGGAAGGAGGUGCAGAGGUCAGUGUAAGGACCAGGGAGUCGAGACUCACACCUCUGCACGUGGCUGCUCGACGAGGCCUCGAGGAGCACGUCGAGCUCUUUCUUAGCCACGGAGCUGAUGUGUUGGCCACAAACCGAGAGGGGGAGACCCCUCUGAAUGCUGCGUGCUCUGGAGCCGAGAGGCCAUCCGAGGCCGGACGCUACCUCCGUGUGAUUCAGAAGCUUCUGGACGCAGGAGCCGAUGCUCGAACUGCAGGGAGGAAACAGCACACCCCACUGCACAACGCCUGCGCAAACUGCUGCCCCAGGAUUGUAGACGUCCUCCUGCUUCACGGGGCGAAGGCUGAUGUUACCAAUUGUGCAGGAUACACACCGAUGGACUGUUUGCUGCAGGUGGUAGAAGAUUUCCCGGACCAGCAACCUGAAGCAAUCGCGCAAUCACUCCUGAACCACGGAGCUAAGCCUGUUUCACCAAAGAUGCUGAAGCAGUGUGUCCUCUCCCCGGCCACCGUGGAGGUGAUGCUGAACUCGUACUCAUGCCUCCCUCCCAGUGAAUGGAUGGAUGCUGUGUCUGCUGAGAUACACGAGGAGCAUCGGCGUUUCUUCCAGUUGGUGCGUCAGCGGAGUGCUCAGCCUCGCUCUCUGCAGCACCUCUGUCGGUGUGCUUUACGUCAGCAUUUAGGGGCCCGGUGUCACUCGGUAGUCAGUAAAUUGGACAUUCCCAGCUCUGUGAGGAAUUAUCUGCUGCUCUGUAAUGAUGGCACGCUCCUCUGACUUUACAUUGUGCGCAUCCUCCCUGACUGGAAAAAUUAGUUUAGAUUUAUUUUAGAUUUCAGGGGGUUUGGGGAUGGUGACUCUCAUAUAACGAUGAUUGCAAAAUUGAAAAAAUGUAUACAUUUUCCUGUUACUUAGGGGAAUUUAACGAACAAAAAUGUAUGCAAAUUAGAUUUGAAAAACAUGUCUCUGAUGCUAUUUUAAACUAACACUUGUUUUUUU